AAAAUGUCUACAUGGAUGCCUAAACACAAGAUAAAAAUGUUUGCUUCGUCUGUGUGUUUGCUACACCUGGUCUAGAAGUGUGUUUAAAGCUUAAGCUGGUCCUAAGCAACUAGCCAGCCUAAACCAGCUCAUGACCAACUAAGGACCAUCUCAAACCAGUUGCUAUCUUUAAACCAGCCUAUGUUUUUUUUCUCAACCGGGUAGAUGGAUAGUUCAUCAAAAAAUGAAAAUUCUGUCAUUAUUUAUUCAUCCUCAUGUCAUUCCAAACACGUAACCUGGUUAUACUGAGGUGGUUUGUGCACUUCAUCAAGGGGAAUUAAGAAUGUCCUUUUGCCUGAGAAGCUUCUGAUUGCUUAUGCUUUAUAACAGAUGAGUUAUAUUGUAUAGAGUUUUAGAAAUGAAAUGAAAAAAACACAGCAUCAUGAUAUGUGGUGUUUUUGUAUCUCUGAACAUAGUUCAAGUAUUAACAAUGCUCAGCACUGCCAAUAAAUGAUAGUUCAGUUUACACUGGCAACAUUUUAAUCAUUAGUUAAAGAAAAAAAAAGGUUCCCAAUUUUGUUGUACAAAGAAUUUAUUUAUUUAUUUAUUUUGUGCUUGCUCUUUAAUGAAUUUUGUUGUGUAAAAAAAUACCAUAAAUAGGUUUUAGUUAAAUGAAGUCCCUUCCACAUUCAGUGUCCAGGCAAACACAACAUCACAAAGACGUUUCCAGUCACAUAUACUGUAGGCAGGAUUUAAUUGGGGAACAUUCGUGAACUAACAGAGCCAGAGCAGUCCCUACUGAAGAGUGUUUCUUUAAAGGUGGAUUUUAUGAGAAACGCUUUUAACUAUAUGGCCUCUACAACUGAGAGUCUGUUAAAGAGCCGGGAGCUUAUAGAGUUUCUGAGAGAACAAAACUUUGAUGCUUUUUUAACUGAUCCUGCUCUACCAAUGGGAGCCAGUCUGGCAUAUAAUCUAUCUGUACCUGCAGUGUACAUGUUGAGGCGAUUACUGUGUGAAGCUGCGGCCACAGGCAGUCCUGACCCUCCUUCAUAUAUCCCACGUUUCUUUACACAAUACUCAGACCGCAUGUCUUUUAGUCAGCGUGUACUGAAUGUUUUUGUCAGCAUGCUGGAACCACUUAUAUGUAAAUUUGUAUACUGGCCCUUUGAGGAAUUUACAUCCAGCUUCCUUCAGAGAGAUGUGAGCCUGACUGAGAUCCUAAGCAAUGGAGUCUGGUUGGUGUGGUAUGAUUUCAGUCUGGAGUUCCCCAAACCCCUGAUGCCCAACAUGCAGCUCAUAGGAGGAAUUAACUGUGGAAUUAGGAACCCACUGAAAAAGGUCAGCAUUACCUUUAUACCUGCUACAUGAUACUCAGAGUUUUGAAGCUCAUAGUAGCAAGUAGAAGCUGAAAAGCGUGACAAAGUUUCUGGGUUUUCAAUCAGGAAAAAAACAAAAGGCGAGCAUGACUGUACCUACAUAUUGUAAUUCAUUGCCAGGGUUAUUUUGGAUGCACCUAGUUUGCCAGGUUCCACAUGUAUCGAUAACUUUCUUGUUGGUUUUGGAACAACAUUCCUGACAACCAAUCAGAUUUUAGGAUUUGGUUUAGGCAUAAUUGUCACGUUGUUUUAGGACUGGUUUAGGGGCUUGUACACCAUUUUUAUUAACUGAAAAUGUACAUGUACUGUAGUUUAAAGCUUAGAUUAUGGUUAGGGGUAAGAAUAAAGGUUGGAACUUUUUUUUUUUUUUUUUUACAAAAUUGUUGUUCCAGGACCAACAAAACAUGUUGAUCUAGGAACAUACCUUACUCUGCAAAAUCAGGAUGUCUCAUCCCUAGUAAAAAAAAAAUCUUAUAUUUAAAACACAUUUAUUUCAUACUAA
Messenger RNA from Cyprinus carpio (common carp), 1857 nucleotides. RefSeq names its product UDP-glucuronosyltransferase 1-6-like. Lineage: Eukaryota; Metazoa; Chordata; Actinopteri; Cypriniformes; Cyprinidae. Bases 808 to 1347 code for a protein of 179 amino acids. The transcript has a single exon. Gene Ontology annotation, molecular function: UDP-glycosyltransferase activity. The record is from RefSeq and is a predicted model, not a curated record.